Molecule: messenger RNA, 565 nt
Organism: Pseudomyrmex gracilis
Lineage: Eukaryota; Metazoa; Arthropoda; Insecta; Hymenoptera; Formicidae
Gene: Muted
Product: biogenesis of lysosome-related organelles complex 1 subunit 5
Exons: 4
Coding region: 87-545 (152 amino acids)
Cellular component (GO): BLOC-1 complex; transport vesicle
Source: RefSeq, a predicted model, not a curated record
AUCUCAAUCCUAAGAUCCGUAGUGUGUACAUAGGCUUAAAAGGCGAGUUGCCGUCUGACGAUGGACUGGGUGUUUUCACUGACACUAUGGCGUCUGUAAUCAAAGACACGGGCGAGAUCUGGAGCAGAUUGUUCGACCAUCGUCCGUUUGUGCAAGGAGAAGUCACGUUCUUUUUGCGGGAAUUCCAGGACAAAAGAGCUGAUAGAGAAGUGGAGCGUCUUUUCAAAAUACUUGAAUAUUCUACUGAGUUGAAAGAAAGUCAACUGGAUCGUACUGAGCAACUUGGCGACUGUCAUCUGCCUAGUCUUAAAGCAAAUGUGGACGUUGCACUGAGUAUGUGCAAUCGUGUUUUACAGAGAGAAGAGAAUUUUGAUAGUGAUAGUAUUUUGAGAGAAAACAGAUUGAUCAGAAAAAGAGAAUGGGAAAAGUUCAUCAAUGAUAUGAGCGACAAAUGUCAGAAAGUGGAUCAAACAUUCCAGGAGAAGGAAAACGAGAUACAAGAGUUUUAUAUUGAUCUGGAAAAAAAAUUACAUAUUUCUCCAUAAAACGUUUUUCAUCUUUGCAU